GUGAGACCUGCGUGACGUCAUCGAGCAUGAAGGCAGGAAAGUGCGUUUGAUAUCCAAAUUUUCUUAAAAACUGUUGAUCUAUACACGGAUACAAAUAUGUGUGGCUUCGACAAACAGAAGGGUCCUGGUAGGCUGAUGAAGAAAGGACUCACUCUCAUUGUAGUUGGUCAUGUUAAUUUCAUCCUGGGUGCCAUAGUUCAUGGCAAUGUGUUGCGACACAUUUCCAAACCCAGCAAUGAGAUCUCAACUGAGUAUACUGUAUCAAACAUCAUCUCUGUCACCUCAGGACUGCUGAGCAUCGCAAGUGGAAUUGUCGCGAUAUUGGUGUCCAGGAAUAUUACCAACUUGAAGCUACACAUUGGUCUGUUGGUGAGCUCAUGUCUGAACGCCCUGUUCUCUGCAGCAUGUUUUGUGGGGCUGCUUUUGGCAAUCAGCCUCACCAUUUCAGGCGAUGGGUCCGUCCUCAUGAAAGGAUGCAAUUCCACUAACAUGCCCGUGAAUGCACGGUCUCCAAUCAUCGUUAACUGCCCUUUCGAUGCCACCCGCAUCUAUGACACAACUCUGGCACUGUGGUUCUCCUGUGCUGGGUUUACAGCCAUAGAGGCCGCACUGUCUGUGUGGUGUUUUAUCGUGGGUCUCACUUUAAAAGGCAUCGGACCCUGUGCUCAUACUUACAUCCGAGAGCAGCUGGAAGAGGAGGCACUGGCAUCAAGGGGAAAGAUGGAUCCGGACCGCACAACUCAAGGCCAACAUCUCAUUGCACACCAUUCUGCCAGCGCUUAGCAUUGAGAAUUAUCGAAAUUUAAGGUGGAACUUUUACACUGGGUUUGAACUCUAUUGCAUUCAAAGUAAUCAAAGAUAUUCCAUAAUGUGUGUGAUUCUAAACUUGCUGUAUUACAUGAUGGUGAUAUUAGUUGCAGUUUUUUGUUGUUGUUGAUGUUUUGAAGCACUCCAGUACACUGAUGUUGUCAUACAGACUAUAUCAGUCAGUUGAACUUGUUUAACAUUUGUUUUUACAUAUUUUAAGUUUGCUUAUGUGAGCUUGCACCACUUAUCACAGGCUAUACUGACUGUGUUGUGUCCUAAACUGUAGAUAGGGUUACAUGUUUGCAGUUCUUGUUUACGUCAAAACUUUGAAACACUGGCACAAUGUGGUAUGUGUCAUUUCAAAAAUAUGUUGGUGUCAAAAUCAAUCAUUCAUAUCCAUUUUUAUAUAGUGUUACUUUGAAUGUCAACAACACCAAAUCUAAUGUUUUUGAUUUUAAGGAAUGCUUGAACUGUUUGAAAUACCUAUUGUGCCACAAAGCAAACUUUUUAUAGCUAGUAGUAGCCAUCAAACUUCCAGUAUGCAGGAGAGAGUGUGUCAGCGUGAUGAGUGAUACGCUAAUCCGGGUUGGAAUUAAUGAUGCAGAUUAAUUCCCACACGACGAGAUAAUCCAGUGUGAUGAAAGGAUUUCAAAUAAAUAUUGACAAAGAGAUGUGACUGACUGUCAAAACAACGGGAUUUAUUCUCUCUAUAAGAUGUUAUUUAAUUUCAGUGGUCUGUGUUUGUUUAGAGAGAGCUGUCGUUUUAUCAUCCUUUGAAGGAUUACUGAAGGCCCCUCAUGUCAGUGCAGAAUAGUGAUUCUCUGCGGUCUACAUUACAUUGUAUUACUUUUUAAUUCUGCUUUUAUGGAUGUGUUGGUAUUGUUUUUAAUGUAGAAUUAAUUUGAAUAAACACUUAUUAA
Molecule: messenger RNA, 1727 nt
Organism: Xyrauchen texanus (razorback sucker)
Lineage: Eukaryota; Metazoa; Chordata; Actinopteri; Cypriniformes; Catostomidae
Product: keratinocyte-associated protein 3-like
Exons: 6
Coding region: 97-783 (228 amino acids)
Source: RefSeq, a predicted model, not a curated record